CUGCCGGCGGGCGCCAUGGAGGACGUCGGCUCGGGCGUGAACGCGGACGCGGAGGUGCGGAAGCUGCAGGAGCUGGUGAAGAAGCUGGAGAAGCAGAACGAGCAGCUCCGCAGCCGCCACGGCGCCCUGCCCGCCGCUCCCGCCAGCCCCAAGCGCCUGCCGAGCGCCGGGCCCUCCCGCCGCUCCCCGGCGCCUCCCCGUCGCCCGACGGCCGCUGCCUCAGCCUCGGGCCGCCGCCCGGCGCUCGCCCCCCGAGGAGCCCGGCGGCGGCGAGGGCGCGGCGGCGGCAAUGGCCUGUUGGACGAGGCGGCGGUGCUCAGGCCGGAGGAGCUGGAGCGGCUGGCCGGCUGCGAGGAGGACGAGACCGGCUGGUUAUAUACAUCUCCAAAGAAGAAACUGACUCCAGGGCAAAAAUGUGUCAGUCCAUUAGUUUGGUGCAGGCAGGUAUUGGAUUACCCAAGUCCUGACGUUGAAUGUGCUAAAAAGUCACUGAUCCACAGGCUGGAACAAACAAUGUCAGCUCUCAAGAGACAGAGUUUGUACAGCAGCCCUUUCAGUGCGGUCAGUUACGCGAGCUCCUAUAGUCCAAAUACUGGUAGCCCCUACAGCAGUGGUUUUAACUCUCCCUCCUCAACACCAGUGAAAUCUGCUUUAGUGAAACAGCUCAUACCUCCUGGUACCUCAGGUCAUCUUAAAAGUUCAGGAGAUAGAAAUCCUCCACUAAGUCCACAGUCCUCUCUGGACAGUGAAUUAAGUGCAUCAGAGAUGGAUGAAGACUCUAUUGGGUCUAAUUACAAGUUAAAUGAUGUUACAGAUGUGCAAAUUUUAGCACGAAUGCAGGAAGAAAGCCUCCGGCAAGAGUACGCAGCCACUGCUUCUCGGCGUAGUUCUGGUUCCUCUUGCAAUUCUACAAGGCGAGGCACGUUCAGCGACCAGGAGCUUGAUGCGCAGAGCUUAGAAGAUGAGGAAGAUGGCACACAUCACACAGUGCACCCUGCUGUUAGCAGGUUCUCACCAUCACCUCGCAGUUCUCCCUGGCCUUCACCAAAACAAUCUCCAAGAAAUUCACCUCGCUCCCGCUCACCUGCUCGAAGCAUAGAGUACAGUCGAGCCUCACCACAGCCUAUGAUUAGCCGUUUACAGCAACCCCGUCUUUCACUUCAAGGCCAUCCUACAGACUUACAGACUAGUAAUGUCAAAAGUGAAGAAAAACUAAGGCGUAGUCUUCCAAACCUGUCCAGGACAUCUAACAUCCAAGCUGAGUCUGUGAAAAACAGCAGAAGUGACUCAAACUUUCAAGUGCCAAACGGAGGAAUACCUCGCAUUCAACCUCAAGCCUCAGCCAUACCUUCUUCAAGUAAAUUCCGCUCACCUGCGGCCCCGUCUCCCCUGGCUCUGCGACAGCCAGUGAAAGCAUUUAGUAACCAUGGACCCGGUUCGGUUGCCUCUCCAGAAGUCACACAGCUGACGCACAGUAGUUCUUCGCCGGGGCCUCUUGCAGCCCAGAGCUCAGGCUUGCCAAGCCCUGCCAGCAGUAUUAACAGUACUACUCUCACCAGACCGGCAGGGAUGAGGAGUGGUUUGCCCAGACCCAGUGCCCCUUCCACGGGGGGCAUCCCAGUGCCUCGUAGCAAACUUGCACAGCCUGUUCGCAGAUCAUUACCCACUCCCAAAACCUAUGGCAACGUGAAAGAUGAGAGUUGGAAAGAUGGCUGCUACUGAACUGCAAAGCUUAAUGCAGAGUUCCAGUGCUCAUGGAUGCUUCCUCACCAGGCUAAAAGACAGCUUGAUUAAACAAACUGUUCAGAUGUGACUCUUGGGAUUUGUAAAAAUUCCAAACCUCUCUGUCUCUAAUUAGCACAAACUGGCAGAGAUUAUAAAGCAGCACUUUAAUAACAUCUAACAUCAGAUGUUUGGUGGUCAUACAAUCACUUCUACAUUAAAUUGCUAUCAGUUCUGGGGUUUUUUUUCUUGCUUGCUUAAAAUGUAUCAGUAUGAGCGUUUAUGAGAGUGGCCAAUGUCUGGGCAAAAACCGAACAAAUGCCAAAGAAAUGCCCAUCUUGAAAAACAGCAAGGGUAACUGUCAACCUGCAUUGUCCAAAAACAUCAUUUUCAGUAGAAAGAUUGGUGAAUAUGUACUAUUGAAACAAGGCUACAUUAAUCAGAGCUAAUGUUCUGAUUGCAGAUUGCUACAGUGCUAGGGAAAUGUUGCUUUUAACAAUUGUAUGAGAUCCUGGUUGGGGCAAGUGGUACACAUAUCCUUCAGGAAGAGUCAGCAGUUACUCUGGAGGAUUAGGCAGAACAGUGGGUCGUAGCCAUGGCUUUUAUCACAUUCAAAGGUUUGAAUGUAGCAGACACACACAAAUGCAAUAGUAUAGAUUGCAUCUUUCCUAAGUUGAUUUAUUGGCGUUACAUGCUCUUACAUGUUUGAUUGCCAAAAGGGCUUAGUAUCAGUUGUACAAUCUUUCUAACCUUAAAGUUCCUGGCUCAGGAAAGAUGGCCUUCGCUACUGUAGCCACAUUUUUAACACAAGGCUCAAUAUUUGGGGAAAGCUUUUUUAAUAGCAGGUUUCCUUACAAAGGAAAGAGCAAGUGAGAAUGUUAAUUUGUUCUAAUAUCAUACUGCUAUGCUUGCAGCCUGCAGCAACUGUAGAUGCUGAUAGUUAAGGAGAAGGAAACACAACUAUGCACUUGUAACAUACAAAUUCUAAGGAAAUGAGUUGACUCUUGAUGCCAAAUGAUAUUCAUUUAGGUGAUGUUCCAUGGUAUGAGGGAGUUUUCUGUAUCCUAUUUUUUUACUUUCAUCCAUUUCUUAAAUUGGUUUAUUUUAAAUUGUAAAUAUUUUUACAGAAGAUAUUGCCCAUGUAAGUGUGUUUAAAUAUGUACUUUGCCUUACAUAUGUGUAUCUUACAUUACUGGUAACAGAGUAUGAAACCUGCUAUGUCUGUUUACAAGCUAUUAAAUUCCUCUGGUGGCUCUGACUUACUCUAACACAUUUUGCUCAGAACAACUGAUAUAUUUAGCAUUUGAACCAUUGUUUUCUGUUUUGGAAGACAUCAUGCAAACAUCUGUAACUAAAGUUGUAUUGGGUGGGACUAGUUAAAUGGAAGGGAUUUUUGUUUGAAGCUUUUUCAGUAUUUUGGGUGUACAGUUGAUUGAGUUUGAGAAUGUGAAUGGUAUAUCCUUUGUGCAAUGACUGACAAACACUACAAGUUGGAUUGGAUGGUAGGUAGCCUUCAACCCCAUUAGUAUCUGAGUUUGGGACUGCUGUUGUAUUUUGACUCCCACCACUAAGAGGAUAACUGAUCCUGAAAUUCUAGCACUUGAAUUUUAGGCCAGCAUUAACAUUUUCCUGGAUGAAAAGCCAUGCAAUACUACUUGACUUGGAAGAAACCAAAUAGAAAGGAGUGGAGACUUAAUGUGCAGCUCUAACCACUCAAGCAGACUUUGGGUUGAUGGAUGACUUCACACCUCAGACCAAGAUCUGUGCUAAGACUUUGAAGUCGGGGUAUCAAAUAUACUGUAAUUCAGUCAGAUUUCAGCAGAAACUACCUUGCACCAGUACAGAGCAGUAAAUACCACUAAUCUAGCCUUGAGUCACCCGCUGGUACAGGCAGUGGAUGUCAGUACCUCAUGUCACUGGUCAGCAGAAGAGAGGACUAGAUCAAAUGUGCAUAUUCUCACUAAAGCCCCAGUUUAUAUAUUUCAGCAUUUACAAAGCAAUGCUGCAGUCUUCAUUGAAGAAAGUUGAAUUUUAAUUGGUGGAUUUUAUCAAACACUUGAUUGACUUUUAACUUUUGAAAGUCAGUUUAGAUGACGAUCUUGGGGGUUUUACCAUGGCUGCAUCAAACUGUGUACGUUUCCUUAAGUUAAGUAAUUCAUCGCUUGGGUAAAUUCAGCUUAAGUUUUAUAGGGACUUUUUUUCUCUGCUGCUCCCCCCGAAAUACAACAAAUGACUUCCUGAGAAGACAGACUGUCUGUUUACUAAAAAGCCUUUGUGCAUUAUCAGUUUAUUGAUAUCAGGAAAUCAUGGGGCUCUGUGUUUAGAGAUUUAUUGCAGAAUUGUGGAAACAUGGAUUUGAUAAAAUAGUGCCUAUGAUUUACUUAACUUAUGUUUGAUAUAGUAGUAAGGGUUUUAUGAAUGUGGAUUACUUUUUGUGCCAACAGCUUGGAAUUGAUGUAUGUGUGUAGGCAGAAGGAUUUGUUCUGCUCCCAAAGUUAUUUAAUUUUUUUCCUGUGUUUGAAUGUUUUUGUAAGUGUUAAAAGUGUAAAAAAAAAUAUAUAAAAUAUUCUUACCACAAAAAACUUCCUGGAUCAUUAUUUUUAAACAAAGUGUUUUAUUUAAAAGUUUUUAGAAAGUUAGAGGAUAUUAUUUUAGGACUUUUUUGUUUUUUUGGUUGGUUGGGUUGUUUUUCAAGAACUGUAUUCACUUUUCCAGAGGUUACCAGCAUUGACUUCUGCCCCCCAUAAUUCAUGAACUGAGUACAACAUUGUAUUUGAGUGAAAUCUGUGAUUUCAUUGACAGACUGAGGUGGACUUGUGCCUCUGCUGUGGAAGGACAGUGCACAAUUCAGAGUGGUGUGAAAAACUGUAUUCUGAAUUCCCAUCCAGUGUGAUUUGUUUGUGCAGUUCUAAGUAUACAAGCUGCCUUCCAUUUUUGCAGGAUUCAUUCUCACUUCAGGCCACCACAUGAAACAAACUUUUAAUUUUGAAAACUCUGGAAUUCAUGCAGAAUAUUGAGCAAUGUAAAAAUGAACCUAGUAAGCCCUCUUGGAAUUGCUAAAUACACAUUUUUUUCUAGCUCCUACAUGAAUGCCUCUGUCUUUGGCUCAAAUAAAAGCAGGAAGUUUGUUUUGAACUUGGUAACUUUCUGUAAUCUGCAUUUUGCUGCAAAGCAAUGUAUGCAAUAGUAAUGUGAAUGCCAUCUUUGUCUUUUUAUUAAUAAAGUUAAGGCAGGUUUAAUUCUA
Molecule: messenger RNA, 4966 nt
Organism: Myiozetetes cayanensis
Lineage: Eukaryota; Metazoa; Chordata; Aves; Passeriformes; Tyrannidae
Gene: SLAIN2
Product: SLAIN motif family member 2
Biological process (GO): cytoplasmic microtubule organization; positive regulation of microtubule polymerization; microtubule nucleation
Cellular component (GO): microtubule plus-end
Source: RefSeq, a predicted model, not a curated record